AGGAAGAAUGAUGACCGCCGCCGCCAUUUUCCUUGUUGUAGGCGCCUCAAAUGUCAUAAUAAUUUCAGAAAAUUAAUUUUAUUUAAUUUUUUAUGUUAUUUUCAUGGUUAAUUAACGUCUUCAACUAUAUUUUAGUGUCGUUGCGUUUUCCUUGAGCUGUGCGCCUUCUCGGAGUUUACCGUCAAAGUAUUCUGUAACAUCGUAAUUUCAAGGAUCCGCGAUCUUGGUGUUCUACAAUGAAAUGUGGGAAUCCUCUUCAUAAAAGGUAGCGAGCGUGAGUUACGCCCACGGAGGGCCUUGUUGGGUGUAGUGCGACCUAAACGGUGUGGUUUUCUUUGUUAGGAAUGGGUAGUGAAGUGUAGUGGAGUGCGGUGCAUGGACAAUGAGCGACUCGCCAGGAGUGGAAUGGCUGCCGGCGUACAGCCCGGGCCCGCCGCGGCACAGCCCGCUCGGCCCCAUCCCGCGCUUCCUGUUCGAGGGCGUGCAGCCGCUGGGGCUGCAGGAGAACAACAACAAGGAGGCAGACCAGAAGGAGAACGCGAACAAGAUCAAACACGCCAAACCCGCCUACAGUUAUGCCAGCAUGAUACGCCUAGCAAUCAGCAGCUCCCCCAACGGCAAGAUGACCCUCAACGAGAUCUACACAUACAUAUGCAACGCCUUCCCUUACUACAGGGAGGCUGGCAAGGGAUGGAUGAACUCAAUCAGGCACAACCUGUCAUUGAAUAAAUGCUUCAUGAAAGUGGCUCGCAGCAAAGAUGACCCAGGCAAAGGAUCAUAUUGGGCCAUGGAUAGUAGUUACAAGUUAUCUGAAGUAACUCCUCGGCGACGGAGGUCGCUACGGAUGGCGCCGUACAGCCCGGAGUGCAGCAGCAACAGCAGCGGCGAGGCGGCGGGGGUGGGGGCGGGGAUACUGGCGCCCGACGCGGCGCCCACGCCCCCCGCCACGCCCACCGACCCCGCGCCCGACCCCGCCAAGCUGGGCGCCGUGCCCGAGCUGCACGCUGCAGGCACAGAAACAACAGAAUCGAGUCAUACAGACGACGCAUUGACAGCGCUUAUGAAUGAGGAGCUGAUAUCAGACGUGGACAUUAGUGAAGAGCGGUCAUGGUGCUCCGGCGGGCGGCGGCACGUGUGCGCGACGCAGCUCACCUCGCUCACGGACGACUACGGCAACUUCGUCGUGUCCCACCACUGCGACUGCCCCCCCGACGACCCCCCGCCCGAGACCCCAAGCACCCCCCACGCGCCGCACAGCCCCCUCUACUGGCCGGGCGACUUAUAA
Messenger RNA from Cydia amplana, 1285 nucleotides. Its product is annotated as forkhead box protein J2-like. The coding region runs from base 383 to 1285 and encodes 300 amino acids. NCBI's taxonomy places the organism in Eukaryota, Metazoa, Arthropoda, Insecta, Lepidoptera, Tortricidae. Gene Ontology annotation, biological process: regulation of transcription by RNA polymerase II. Gene Ontology annotation, cellular component: nucleus. The transcript is spliced from 7 exons. Gene Ontology annotation, molecular function: DNA-binding transcription factor activity, RNA polymerase II-specific; RNA polymerase II cis-regulatory region sequence-specific DNA binding. The record is from RefSeq and is a predicted model, not a curated record.